Prorocentrum cordatum is the source of this 685-nucleotide messenger RNA. NCBI's taxonomy places the organism in Eukaryota, Dinophyceae, Prorocentrales, Prorocentraceae. The record is from the annotation of a GenBank genome assembly.
GUGCGCGCAGGGUGGCCGCGUCUUCCGCCACCCCGGCUACGCAGUGCCUCCCCAUCUAGAGAGCGGCAGGAUCUCGAGCGAGUGGGAGGGCAAGGGCCUCCGCAUCGAGGGCGUCGAGCCGGGCGGGGCGGCGGCGGCGUGGAACCGGCUGUGCGACGCGCCCCGGGCGAUCUGCGUGGGCGACGUGCUCGUCGGCGUCAACGGCGCCGUGCUCGACGCGCUCGGCAUGCUGCAGGAGUGCCAGCGCAGCCAGCUCCUGAAGCUCGUGAUCGCCCGCGGCCGGGACGGGCCCUUGCCCACCGUGUCCUCUGGGGCUCCCAGGCAGAAGGCCACCGGGGAGCUCGAUGCCGAGGCGCCCGAGUUCACCCCCAUGGCGGGGCCGCCGCGCAGGGCGCUGGGCGAGGUGCAGUGCGGCGCGCAGGCGGGGCCUGGCAUUCCGAACGCCAGGCCGCGCAGGGUGCUGGGCGAGAUGCAGUGCAAUUCGCAGCUGAGCCCUGGCGGUGCGAAGGCCAAGCCGCCCCUUCCCAGGUUGGAGGAGAACACCUUGGCCGAGAGGGAGAACGAGGAGAAUGCCCUGGCGUGAGGUUCCUCCGGCGCCGGAGCGGGCGGGUCGCGGUUGCUAGGGGGGCGCCAGAGUCACGACGGGGCUCUGGCGCGGAGACAACCCGCCAGGGUAAGUCGGGGG